CAGCCAACCAGUUGACUAGCUGGUCAUUUAUCUUUCAAGCCGUUGUAGUCAUAUUUAAACCGUUAUUUCACCCCACAUUAAAUGCAAAUUAGAAAAUAAACUGUACUGUGGACAUUAACUAAUCUCUGGUACAAUAUUCAUUCAAGCUUUAGGGGAUCAAAAGUAGAUUUUUCGGUUCCAGAGGUUCAGUCAGUGAAUAUAAAUAAUGUCAUGCAUUUGUGCACUACGUUGUAUUCUGGUCUUUAUAAAUACAAUAUUUGGGAUAAUUUCUGCAUUUAUUACAGUAAUUGGUGGUAUUUACACAUGGGGUGAAAAAUCUGUACAGAACUCAUUCAAUGCCUACUUGUUGGAUGGAAUCAGUACACUGAAUAACAAGAAAGCUUUGCCAAAGAUACUGUUGAAAGUACUCGAAGAAAUUCAACCUGCUGGAGUUUACAUUUUCACUGUUGGACUUAUUGUAUUCAUUAUUUGCCUAUUUGGAAUAAUUGGGGCAUGCUGUAAAUCAAGAUGGGUUAUCUGCAUUUACAUGAUACUUCACAUUUCACUGCUUAUCCCUGAGGCGACCAUCAUCAUUGUGUAUUACUGCCGUCCAGAUAUUGUUACAACAUUUAGUCGAGAUGUAUUCAAUUCAAGCAUUCAUCAUUAUGUUGGCUAUGAUUCAUCGGAUAUACAUAGUCGUGUGUUAAAUUAUAUUAUGACACAGUUACAGUGUUGUGGUCUUACAAAUGGAAGUGAUUUCGACAGUGUCAAGACAAUUAAGCGGAAUAUCGUUUAUAAAGGUGAACCAUAUGAUACACUGAAAUCAAUCUAUAUGGGUGUCAAGGAUGAGAAUCUGAUCUUUUCCAAAUUGUCGCAGUACCCUCUUCAUGCCACUGACCAAUAUACGUCUUGGAGUAUAAUAGAAUUUAAAUAUCCAAUCAGUUGUUGUAAAAUGAUGAAUAAAAGUCAAGAAAUCAAUGAUGACAGUUGUCCGGAUCGAUUUACACCAGAGAAUAGUAAUGUACAUGUUGGAUGUUGGCAGAUAAUAGAGGGCCAUGUUAAAACAUUCGCCAAUCUAUUCGCUUAUACAUUCAGUGGAGUACUAGGAUUUCAAAUAAUAUUAAUUUUAUUCACCUUAAUUAUUCUACGAACGAAUCGAAAGAUUAAACCAAUCUAAACAACGCAUGGUGUAUGCGCAUGUGUAAUCCAACUAACUGCUCAUCAGUUUAUUCCAUCCGCCAUAUUCCCCCUUAUCCAUCCUAUCCUACUCUCCACAACAUUAUUUCUAUAAUUCCCUUUUAAAAUAUAUAUAUAUAUAUAUAUCAGGGCAUCUGUUUGUUUACAAUAAUUGUUACUAUAACUACAAGGAUGGCUAUACUUAUGAAAUCUGUAUGCAUUUUGAAUAUUCACAUUCAAUGUUAAAUUUUUAGUUGUUUUUAUGUGUUAAAAAAUUGCGCUACAUUUGGCGCAAAUUACAAUUUUUGAUGAACAUAAAGUGAGUUAUAUUUUAUGCACAAAAAACAAAUGGUUGUUUUGGCAUUUUACACGAUAUUUU
This is a messenger RNA of Trichobilharzia regenti, 1534 nucleotides long. The record is from the annotation of a GenBank genome assembly. Lineage: Eukaryota; Metazoa; Platyhelminthes; Trematoda; Strigeidida; Schistosomatidae.